AUUGUGCAGAGCAGAGCCCUGCAGCCACCCAGCUCCAGCCCCGCUCGCCAUGCCAACGUCCCGCAGCACCAUGAAGGGCUCCGCAGCGGCCCUGGCCGCUCUGCUCCUCCUGGCCCUCUGCUCCUCGGCUGUGGCCCAACUGCUGGAUUCAGAUGGCCUACCCACAACCUGCUGCUUGUCCUACGUUCAACGUCCCGUCCCACGCAACCUCAUUGCCUCCGCCUACAUCACCAGCAGCAAAUGCCGCCUGCCAGCGGUGAUCCUGGUGACCAAGAAAGGGAAGGAGAUAUGUGUAAACCCCGAGGAGUCCUGGGUGCAGAAACGCCUGGAACUCUUGCAGAACCAGGAAAACUGACCUUUUGUGGAAUCACAGAAUCAUUAAAUGGUUGGAUUGGAAGGGAGUUCACAGCAAACCCAGCUCCAAUCCCUGCUCUAGGCUCCUGCCUGCCCCCCCCCCAGCAAGCUCAGGCUGCCCAGGGCCCAUCCUGCCUCGUCUUGGGCAUCUCCAGGGCUGCGGCACCCACAUCUCUCUGGACAGCAGUGCCAGCAUCUCCCCAUCCUUCCCUCCUACUGUCCCACCAACGCUAAGGAAGUGAAAAUACAGAGAUGAUUCAGAACACAACAAAAUGCUUGUGGAGGAGUCAGGAGCUCUGAUGCCUAAAUAAAAUUCUUGCAUUUGAAAA
Gallus gallus (chicken) is the source of this 683-nucleotide messenger RNA. It is a transcript of the gene CCL30A, whose product is annotated as C-C motif chemokine ligand 26. Bases 50 to 355 code for a protein of 101 amino acids. The record is from RefSeq and is a predicted model, not a curated record. Gene Ontology annotation, cellular component: extracellular region. Gene Ontology annotation, biological process: monocyte chemotaxis; lymphocyte chemotaxis; chemokine-mediated signaling pathway. Gene Ontology annotation, molecular function: CCR chemokine receptor binding; chemokine activity. The transcript has 3 exons. NCBI's taxonomy places the organism in Eukaryota, Metazoa, Chordata, Aves, Galliformes, Phasianidae.